This is a messenger RNA of Cetraspora pellucida, 1638 nucleotides long. The record is from the annotation of a GenBank genome assembly. NCBI's taxonomy places the organism in Eukaryota, Fungi, Glomeromycota, Glomeromycetes, Diversisporales, Gigasporaceae.
AUGCGUCUUCAAAUUCAUGAAAUUUUUAAUUCUUUCAAUGAAAUUUCUAAUACUACUUUAACAUUAAAACUACAUGAAGUUUCUUCUACUAUUACUUCCUUAACAUUAACAAACUGGUCAACAGUCUUUCUGUUCAUCAUCCUAUCUUACACGGCUAAAUUCUACUUCUCAUAUUUUACGCGUAAUAAUCCUUUACCAGGUCCUUUACCUUUACCUAUAAUUGGUAAUGCUUAUCUUUUUCGUGGAGAUCUACCGGAAGUGUUUUUUAACCUUCAAACAAAAUAUGGAACAAUAUUUGAACUUUAUUUUAAUUCUAAGCGUGUGAUUUGGUUGGGUGAUGCAAAGUUACUUAAAAAACUUAACGAUCCAUCUCUAAAAACAAAUUUUCCAUAUCGUGCUUUAGGUUCAUGGAUUGAUGAAAUAAAAAUGACUGGUUUGGGUUUGAGUCUUAAUAAUCAUAUGAAUGCUUGGAGAUUUAAUAGGUUAAGGAUAGGUCAAAGUCUUACGGUAUCUUCACUAUUUCGUCAAUUGGUUCAGAUAAUGGGGAAAACUUUUAAUGAAUUAGAAGGUUACUGGAUAUUAUUAUCAAAAGGGGAUAAAGUUAUGAAAGUUGAUAUAGGAGACUGGAUUUAUAAAUUUACAAGUGAUACUUUUGUUCCUACAGUCAUGAGAAAACCUACUGCAAAUAUGUUAAUUCAUUAUAAUUAUCUUACAAAAACAAAAAAUAAUAUCACAUUCGAACAAGAACAAGCUUUUGAAAUGUUGGAUAGAAUUCGAAUCUGGCAAAAAUCUAUUUUAUUCUUUUAUUUCCUUCCAAAAUUCAUUAGACAUUAUAUUCCACCUUUUAAUUUUCUUAAUUAUAAAUAUAUGUAUAACAUAAAUUGGUUAAAUGAUUAUUUUACUAAUAUUGUAAAACGAAGAAGAAAAGAAAUUGAGAAUACUCCAAAGGGUGAACCAUUAAGUUCGGAUAUUUUAACUUCUCUUAUAUCCCAAAACAGUCAUCUCUCUACCGAAUUUGGCACGGAAAAGAAUGAAUAUGAUAGGCCCAUGACGGACGAAGAAAUUAUGCGGGUAACGAUCGAAGCAAUCGUUGUUGGCACUGCUCCGCUGGGGUCUGGAUUAUCUUUCGCUGUUUAUAACAUUGCUAAAAAUCCUGCUGCACAAUCCAAGCUUCAUGAUGAAAUCGAUAGAGUCAUUGGCAAAGACAUGAACCGACCUAUAACCUACGAGGAUCUUAUAAAAUUAGAUUAUCUUGAAGCUUGUUUCAAAGAAUCUUUGCGAAUGACAGCAGUUAUACCAUUUAUUUUUAAAGCAUCAAUUAAAGAAGAUAUUGUAGCUGAUCUUAAAUGGGAUGCACAGCAAGAAUUUUUUAUUAAUAUUUAUUAUAUACAUCAAUCAAAAGCACAUUGGCCUGACCCUGAAUCUUUCCGCCCGGAAAGGUUCCUAGGCGAAAAUAUUGAAGAACAUAGCCAUAUACCAUUCGGUGGUGGAAUUCGUAUAUGCCCUGGACGUCACCUCGCAUUAAUUAGCGCUAAAAUUUUCCUAACUUUGAUAUUUAGGAAAUAUAGAAUUGAGUUAGUUGAUGACAACUCAUUCUCAAAAUCAUAUGAUUUAGAUAAUAGAUGCGAUAAAUUAGAG